Messenger RNA from Trichobilharzia regenti, 1680 nucleotides. Lineage: Eukaryota; Metazoa; Platyhelminthes; Trematoda; Strigeidida; Schistosomatidae. The record is from the annotation of a GenBank genome assembly.
GUCAUUUCAGAGACAGAAAGAAAAAAGUUUUUCUCAAGUUGAAUUGUAUGCUAAUAUAGUUGAAAAAGCCUUGGAACACUGGAAAAUGGCGCUGUCUGUAAAGCAUAUCUCAAGCACCACAUUAUUAGUUCCUCGGCAUUGUGAGGAAGCCGUUUAUUACACACAUCCCACAUAUAAUGUGAAAUACUGCCUACACAACUGUAAACGAGCAUUAAUGUGUCACUAUAUGGAGAUACCAAGCGAAUAUUUAUCAGAAUGUUAUCAAGCUUCACCUUACGGAACGCUUAGUCAGAUUUAUCAAAAUGGAACAGGUGUACCACCGAACAGCUACGUUUUAUUUGUUACAUAUAUUCAAGAUAAUCUGUGUGCAGGAAAUCUUUUUGCUUAUGCGACAUCUUGUCAAAAUGAUCCUCUUACGGAUAGACCUGUGAUGGGCUACUUGAACAUGUGUCCCGAUAUGUUCUCUAAGAGAGUAGUGAAUCCAAGUGAAUGGAUAAAUAUAAUUAAACAUGAAGUUGGCCAUGCAUUGGGAGUAUCAAGUUAUCAUUAUGCACUAAUGCGUGAUGAACGCGGAUAUCCUCGAACAGAAAGGGAUCCCCAAACCAAUCUGCCUAGACAUAGAGAUACGAACAACAAUUACUUGGCGAGUACAAACACAAUUCAGAAAAUUCAACGAAACUGGAUGUCAGCCGUUACAAACGUUCCUAGGAUGGUCAAUUCUUUAGUAACCCCUUCUGUACUGAGUGCAGCUCGCAAGCAUUUUAAUUGUAAAACACUGGACGGUGUCGAUUUGGAAAAUGAAGGCUCUUCAGCCAGUGCUGGAUCACAUUUUGAGGCUAGGAUUUAUGGUGAUGAACUUAUGGUUGCUGAAUUACAAAAGAAGUCACUGAUCACACCAAUCCUACUGGCAUACAUGAAUGAUACUGGUUGGUACAACGUCAAUUUUAGAGUGGCUGAAAAGUGGGAAUACGGUAAAAACUUAGGAUGUACGUUUGCCACACGAAGCUGUUACGAAUACAUGCUCACCCAAAAAUCGAGAGGACAAAGUUAUUAUCCUUACUGUGACAGACCAUCAAGUGUAAGUUGCAGAAGUGAGACUUCAUAUGGAAUGUGCAGUAUACAAAAGUAUGCUCAAGCACUACCCAUUGAAAAUCAGUAUUUUACAAAUCCGAGGACAUUUAAUGACCCGCAAGUUGGUAAUUAUGGUGGAGGUGCGAACUUCAUGGAUUAUUGUCCAAUGUUGACGAUAAUGGAUUCGUUUGAAAAUCUACCAGUAAUAUCUGAUUGUAGAAACGGACAAAACACAGUGACAAUGGGUAAGGGAAUGAAUGUUUACAUGCAAUCAUAUGGUGCCCAGUCAAUAUGCAUUGAGCAUUCUGGACAUAUGACUUACCAUACAUAUUUUAUGAGUCAUAAUCUGGGUGAAAGUGUUUCUGGCUCCUGCCACUCAUAUCACUGCUUAGGCAAUAACAGUAUAUCUAUUGACUUUGCUGGACAAACGGUGGUUUGUUCAAACGGUGAAGUUGUCAAACAAAUAGAUAUUACUAGACAGUCAAGUCGUUUAACUGGAACGAUCAAAUGUCCUCUUGUGCAACUUUUAUGCCCUACAAAUUGAUUUAUCAUAUUCAGUGAAUGGUACAGAAGACAAAGAAUUUCUUUCGGAAAACAAUUAUUUGUACA